Triticum urartu is the source of this 2139-nucleotide messenger RNA. Its product is annotated as putative receptor-like protein kinase At5g20050. The record is from RefSeq and is a predicted model, not a curated record. Gene Ontology annotation, molecular function: ATP binding; protein kinase activity. Gene Ontology annotation, biological process: protein phosphorylation. NCBI's taxonomy places the organism in Eukaryota, Viridiplantae, Streptophyta, Magnoliopsida, Poales, Poaceae.
UCCCCGUGGCGCGAUGACAUUCGUGUCGCGCCAAAUCGGUUCUUGGUUUGAACAUUUCCUCGCCUGUUGCCUAUCCUAUUCGAAAUUUACGACUCCAGAGAGACCAGAGGAAAGCUGAAAAAAUUUCAAGUUGAGAAUGUCGUUAUCGCUCUUUAAGAUUUAGGGAUCAACAUUCAACAAGUCAAAACUGGGAGUAUGACAACGUGAAGGAGCUCGGACGAUGGUCAGGGAUCAGGCGGGAUGGCGAGCAGAACGGCCAAGGUGCUCGCCGUCGCGGUGGCCAGCACGGUGCUCGUGGCGGCCGAGGUCGCCCUCUACCUCUGCCUGCGCCUCUCCAGGCCCUUCUACCUCUCCACGGCCGCCGUCCUGGCCGCGACGGUCCUGACGCUUCUCCUCCUGCUCCACUGCACGGCGGGGCGGGCGGACCGCAUGGCGGCGCGCCGGGCGCUGAACGACGGCGAGGAGCUGCGCGUGGAGUACAGCUACUUCCGCAAGGUGGCCGGGCUGCCGCGCAAGUUCUCGCUGCACGCGCUGGCGGCGGCCACGGACGACUUCCGGUGCGUGGCCGGGCGGGGCGCCUCGGGCACGGUCUUCCGCGGCGUCCUCGACGACGGCACCCCCGUGGCCGUCAAGCGGAUCGCCGACGACCGCCCCGGCGCCGCCGGACGCGCCGACAAGGAGUUCCGGGCGGAGGUGGCCGCCAUCGCCGGCGCGCAGCACGUCAACCUGGCCCGCCUCCUCGGCUUCUGCCUCGGCUCCCCGCGCUUCCUCGUCUACGAGUACAUGGACCACGGCUCCCUCGACCGCUGGAUCUUCCCUUCCCCCGGCGACGCCGACGCCGACGCCCGCCCGCGCGGCUGCCUGCCGUGGCCGCGCCGCUACCAGGUCGCCGUCGACGUGGCCAAGGCGCUCGCAUACCUGCACCACGACUGCCGCUCCAAGGUGCUGCACCUGGACGUCAAGCCGGAGAACAUCCUCCUCGACGACGGCUUCCGGGGCGUCCUCUCCGACUUCGGCCUCUCCAAGCUCGCCGGCAAGGACCAGAGCCGGGUGGUCACGGCGGUGCGCGGCACCGCGGGCUACCUGGCGCCCGAGUGGCUCCUGGGCGCCGGCGUCACGGAGAAGUCCGACGUCUACAGCUACGGGAUGGUGCUGCUUGAGCUGGUCGCCGGCCGCCGCUGCGUGCGGCCCGAGGAGGACGGCGGGUGGUCGUACCUGCCCAAGAUCGCCGCCGAGAUGACCCGGGCGGGGCGCGUGAUGGAGGUCGUCGACCGGAGGCUCGUCGGCGCCGACGUCGGGGAACCGGAGAAGGCGGCGGUGCGGCGCGCGGUGCACGUGGCGCUGUGGUGCGCGCAGGAGAAGGCCGGGGCGCGGCCGAGCAUGGCGCGCGUGCUGGAGAUGCUGGAGGGGAGGCUCGCCGGGGAGGUGGAGGCGCCGCCGCCGUCGGACACGAUCAUGGAGGACCUGCUGGCGCUCGGCCACGCCCGCGCGCGCGGCGGCGGGCCGUUCCGGCUGCCGUCGGCGGGCCCGGCCGGGAGGGCCGCCUCGUCGGCGUCGGUGCUCAGCAAAUACGACUCGUUCGCCAUGUCCUACCUGUCAGGGAGAUAGCGCUCCUCGUCUGCACAGUCGAGUCAGCUCUUCGCCUUAACUGCAUUUGUGGGUUGGUUGUGCUGACGUGGCAUGAGGUUCGACUGUGAUUAGUCAAUUGGCUCGGCACCGCGGUGGCGGUCCACUUGUCACUUGUGAAGGAAAAUUGGUAGGCAUUGCCACAUGGCAUGCUGCGUUGUACUGAAGCGAUGACUAUGGAACCUCGGGAGCUGGGAGGAUGAGACAAGAGGGCGAAAAACAAACGAUGACUAUUGAACCUCGGGAGCCGGGAGGAUGAGACAAGAGGGCGAAAAACAAAAUUAGGGUUAGGGUGGGCGAUGAGGAGGCGGACGUCGGUGAGGGGAGGGUAGUCGAUGGCACAAUUUCGGUUAGCAUGCCGGUUUGAUUGUGCCAUUUUCACGCACCUAGUUUUCUAAAGGUUGGACACAAGGUAAUUUAUAAUUUGCUACAAAUCGAUUACUAAAUGUUUGUUGAAAUUGGCCUAAUCUUUGUAAGGGUUGUUUGUUUUAAACACUGGUCUUUGAAUCCCUA